CGGAUGAUCGCGGGCGGGCGGAGCCAAGUAGGAGGAAAUGGUCUAGUUGGCUCUGGAUGCUUCAAGAAAACCGGCGACGAGCAUCCAUACCCGGCAGUUUGAUCGUACGUCUUCGCUGCUGUCAGUCCAUCACUGCAACAGCAAUCAAGCAAGAUACCUCUCUCAAGCAAAACGUCAUUGAUUUACUGGAACACGUCUCCAUUUAGCGAACGCUACUUAUAAACCGAGCAACAGUUGUAUGCUGCAGUUUCUAGAAACACCUGUGAACGGCUCGGAGAUUAAAUAGAUAAACGGCUGCAGGAUGGAGACGCAGAUACAUGUGCCUGUCGGCUCGCCGGUAGUUAGAAAAAUCCCCAUCUUCGUGGACGAACACAACGUGACGGAGGGAGCGAUGAAGCUCAUUAAACAGCUGAGACCGGCGUGGGACACCAGCCAUGUAAAGACCAAGCUCUUCACUGAUGGAACCACCAACAAGCUGGUGGGCUGCUAUGUGGAGGACAGUCCAGAAGACGUGGUCCUGGUGCGAGUAUACGGGAACAAGACAGAGCUGUUUGUGGACAGAGACAAUGAGCUUAAAAGCUUUCAGGUGCUACAUGCUAAUGGAUGUGCCCCUCGCCUCUACUGCAGCUUUCAGAAUGGUAUCUGCUAUGAGUUCAUGCAGGGGGACGCUCUCGGGACGCAGGAUGUCAGAGAUCCUUCCUUGCUCAGACUGAUAUCCAGGGAGAUGGCUUGUAUCCAUGCCAUCCAUGCACACAAUGGCUGCGUCCCCAAACCCAACCUCUGGAUCAAGAUGCGAAAAUACUUCUCUCUUGUGGCCACCGAGUUCACCGACCAAGCGUCCAAUGUCAGAAUCCAGCAGGAAGUUCCCAGCAAGGCGGUGCUGGAGCAGGAGAUGGUGUGGAUGAAGGAGCAUCUCUCCACUCUUGGCUCCCCUGUGGUGCUCUGCCACAAUGACCUGCUCUGCAAGAACAUCAUCCACAACAGCAAAGAGGGUCAUGUUCGCUUUAUAGACUAUGAAUACUCCAGCUACAACUACCAGGCCUUCGACAUCGGCAACCACUUCAAUGAAUUUGCAGGAAUGGCAGAGCUGGACUAUGGGCUCUACCCCAGUCGGGAGAUGCAGAUGGACUGGCUCAAAGAGUACCUGCAGGCAUACAAACUCUUCACCAUGAAAACAGAGGAGGUCAGCCCGCGGGAGCUGGAGACGCUCUAUGUACAGGUCAACAAGUUUGCUCUGGCUUCUCACUUCUUUUGGGGCUUCUGGGCGCUCAUCCAGGCCAAAUAUUCCUCCAUUGACUUUGACUUCCUCGGGUACGCUGUGCUACGUUUCAACCAGUACUUCAAGACCAAACCUGCAGUUAUGGCCCUGCAGAUCCCAGAAUGAGAGGAGAAGGACCGACUGCGGAGAGAAGACCGGAGGGAGGGUGGAACAGGUUUUCUGCUGCGAUGUCCUGUAGGGUGGGAACUCUUCUCUGUGAGCCAGCUGUUGAUGGACCACUGCUUGGUCUUCCUCUUUCAUCACAACUCUAGCUCAAGAAUGAUAAAACUUCCAUGGGUUAUGUGUGUGUGUGAGUUUAUGCUUGUGUAUGUUGGUGUUCUUAAUUUAUCUCGGUAAAAACCCAACGUGUUUCUUUCCCUCUUCAGGCAACUGAACAAGGCGUAGUGAGCACAGCAGCCUACAUUUUGGGGUAGAGAUCACAGACUUAAAACUUGCUUUAAUGUCUGUCACUCGGGCGCCAAAAUGUUCCACAACGCUGGAAAUGAAGUUCCAAAGAGGGACGAGACUGUUGAGGGUUUGAUGCUGACAUUGACAGAUGACUGACUACAGAGGCAUUUCACCUGUGAUUCCUCAGAUUUAGCAUGUGGGGUGUGUGGUGAUACCAUACCUCCUCCUCCUCUCUGCAGAUAUUUUAACACUUAAGUUGAUUUGUGCGCUCUUUCCUUUUUCUUUCCUCCAUCUUUGAUGCUAAGUGCUCGUAGCUGCAGUAUUUCUGCACUGCACUUCCCAGAGAUCAACUGUGCAUCGAACACUGUGGGCGGUUCAUCUUUCCUCUGAUUUUGUUGAUUUUUUUUUUUUCUGUUAUUGUAGUUUGAGCUUUUGUCAGUUAUUCCAAGCAAACUGCUGCUGCUGCUGCUGCUAGACAUGUAAAACCAACUUUUCUGUGUGCUAGUGGACUUUUCCCCUGAAAGGACCUACCAGACACUGUGUGUGUGUGGAACAGCAAAUGGAAAAGCUUUCCAUACACUGGCUGAAGGUUGCAUCACUAUUGUGUUAUAGCAAUCAGUGAUAGAGAGUAGCUAAAUGUGCAUUUAUUUAUUCAUGUAUGUGAAGACAUUAACAUCUCAGGUGAAACAA
Messenger RNA from Perca fluviatilis (European perch), 2356 nucleotides. RefSeq names its product ethanolamine kinase 2 (gene etnk2). Gene Ontology annotation, cellular component: cytoplasm. Gene Ontology annotation, molecular function: ethanolamine kinase activity. Gene Ontology annotation, biological process: phosphatidylethanolamine biosynthetic process. The record is from RefSeq and is a predicted model, not a curated record. The transcript is spliced from 9 exons. NCBI's taxonomy places the organism in Eukaryota, Metazoa, Chordata, Actinopteri, Perciformes, Percidae. The coding region runs from base 302 to 1384 and encodes 360 amino acids.